Pestalotiopsis fici W106-1 is the source of this 543-nucleotide messenger RNA. RefSeq lists its product as uncharacterized. The record is from RefSeq and is a predicted model, not a curated record. Lineage: Eukaryota; Fungi; Ascomycota; Sordariomycetes; Amphisphaeriales; Sporocadaceae. The transcript has a single exon. The coding region runs from base 1 to 543 and encodes 180 amino acids.
AUGUCUAGAAUCGAGAGCAGAACUGAGACGGCAGCGCCGCCUGGUAGCAGCAAACUCGGCAGAUGGUUCAGCGAAUGGUCCCUGCAGCGACGAGUCAAGGACUUUUCCGCCAACCCGCGCGCCGUCCCGGAUCGCCAGCGUAUCGAGCUGCUGCGCAGCGUCGUGGCCCUGGCCGACGACCAGGAGUCGGCGUGGCUCGCCGCGCGGUUCGGGGGCGAGUACUCGGCCUGGCUGCGCCGGCUCGUCGAGUUCCAGGCCGCCUACUCGCGCGAUUACAUGCGCGACGGACGUCUGGGCCGGUUGCACCGCGAUGGGCUGUGGGCCCUCGAGGACGAGCUCGGUGGUCUCGAGAGUUAUUGGAGGUACUUUACUGCUCUUGAUGAUAACCGUCUUGUUCAGGCUGCCGCCUGCGAGCAUAUUGACCUGGUGAAUAGUGAUGCCAGGAAGAGGAUUGAGGCGUGCCGGGCAGAGAUUGAACAGUUCAACGGCGUCAUUACGGACCAGAGAACCGCUUGGCUGCUCAAGACUGAAAUGCUCAGGUAG